UAAACGUGUAAGCUCUCAAGAGUACGGACGGAACGUGCAAAACGAGAUACACGUUUGAUCACCUGACUAGUCCACAGAGAUAAAUAACCGAAACCUAGCAGUUUGAUCAUUUCAUCGUGUUUCAGCUUUCUCUGUGUUGUAAAAUUAUCGUUCAAUUAGCCUUGCAGAAUGAAGACUGCUUAUUUCUUCGUGGUUCUGCUGGCCUUGACCUUCGUCCCAGAGCACGUGGAUGGCUGGUUUUUCCGGUCUGUGCGCAGAAUUCGCUUCAGUCCGUACCACACGCUGGGUUGUAUGGCGGCCUGCAAGUGGGCCAGGAGCUGGGCGUGUAAGGCCUGCAAGAGGAAGAGGGGACUCGAUGUGCCGGAUGCAGAUGAGGAUGACGUCACCAAGGUUAUGCAUGAUUUGGAUUUGAACGGAGAUGGUUUUGUUGAACUUGUCGAGAUCGCUCACGUGACGGGUCUGAAAAUGUCUAAUCCAAUUCUACUGGCUAAAUUCCACAAAGCCGAUACAGACGGUGAUGGCGAACUGGACCUACCUGAAUUGGCAGCUUUCCACUUCGAGAACAAAAAGGAAUUUCUGGAAGCCAUUGCCGAGCACGGACAUUAACAUGAGAAGCAUCAUCCAGCACAUUCGGCCGACACUUGUCGUUAUGUCAUGUACGCGGGUGAAGGGUUUUCAAUAAAUAUUUAAAAAAAAAAAAAAAAUUCGUUGCG
Messenger RNA from Gigantopelta aegis, 713 nucleotides. RefSeq lists its product as uncharacterized. The coding region runs from base 169 to 606 and encodes 145 amino acids. The record is from RefSeq and is a predicted model, not a curated record. The transcript is spliced from 5 exons. Gene Ontology annotation, molecular function: calcium ion binding. NCBI's taxonomy places the organism in Eukaryota, Metazoa, Mollusca, Gastropoda, Neomphalida, Peltospiridae.